AUGCCUAUCCCAACUAGCGAACUCGUCAUUUUUGACACUACAGAAGCGAUUCGUAAGGACCGCUCAAUCUUGAAACCUGCAUUCGAGCUAGUUUCAAAGUCUAGUGGUAUCCAGAUACCUGCCUACGUUGGAAUCCAGAUCGAGAAUCCUGCUAAAGGCUAUGUCUUCAUGAACUGGGAUAGCCUAGCACACCAUCAAGCGAUGCUGGCUUCCCCCUCGUACCCGAACCUGCUCGAAGCCCUGAAACCCUGCAUAUGGGGGUUGGUCGAAGAUCCCGUCGCAGUCAAGCAGCCUGUCACGGAAGUUCUCCUCCUUACCAUCAAGAACCCCAGUAAUCGCACAGAGGUGUUUGAUAUCCUCACCAAGUUCUCGGACUCGACUAAGAAGAUGGCCGUGUUUGGUCCUACGCUGGAAGAUAAGAAUGUGAUUAUUUUCGUUGCUGGUUGGCGGAGCGUUGAGGCUCAUUGGGAGGCGGUCGCUAAGCCUGAGACGAAAGCUGCGCUUGAACGGUUGUACACUCUUGCCAACAAGGACCAUCUAUUCCACACCAGCUUCACCUCUUUCACGGGAAAGUAG
Suillus fuscotomentosus is the source of this 576-nucleotide messenger RNA. RefSeq lists its product as uncharacterized. The record is from RefSeq and is a predicted model, not a curated record. Lineage: Eukaryota; Fungi; Basidiomycota; Agaricomycetes; Boletales; Suillaceae. Bases 1 to 576 code for a protein of 191 amino acids. The transcript is spliced from 5 exons.